Messenger RNA from Hyla sarda, 4497 nucleotides. It is a transcript of the gene NUP155, whose product is annotated as nucleoporin 155. The transcript has 35 exons. Lineage: Eukaryota; Metazoa; Chordata; Amphibia; Anura; Hylidae. The record is from RefSeq and is a predicted model, not a curated record. The coding region runs from base 150 to 4316 and encodes 1388 amino acids. Gene Ontology annotation, cellular component: nuclear pore inner ring; nuclear pore. Gene Ontology annotation, biological process: protein import into nucleus; transcription-dependent tethering of RNA polymerase II gene DNA at nuclear periphery; protein localization to nuclear inner membrane. Gene Ontology annotation, molecular function: structural constituent of nuclear pore.
CGCAGCGUGCUUUCGUAGAGCGGUUUGCGCGGGUCGCAUGUUGUUUUGAACAGAACGUAGCGCCCUCAGCUGGAAGUCCCGUCCCAGAACUUGAUCCGUGUUACUUCCUGAUUAGAUUAAUUAUCCGAUAGGUGUACAGUGCCAGCAGAAUGCCGAGUGCAGCUCCGGGGGCCCCGGCAGCCACCGCCGCCAUGCAGGAAUCACUGGAGGCAGCCGGAAGAGUUAUAGACCGGUUACUGCAGGAGGAGAGAGCCUACCCCGACCUGUCCGACUUCCUCAAUGUCCCGGCCUAUAAUUGUCCCACGGUGUCGGGGAUGUCAGAAAUGGAUUAUCCCCUGCAGGGCCCGAGUCUGGUGAGCAUCCCCAGCCUGCCAGAGCUCAGCGCCAUCCGCAGAGUGCCGCUACCCCCGGAGCUGGUCGAACAGUUUGGACGUAUGCAGUGCAAUUGCAUGAUGGGUGUGUUUCCUGAAAUUAGCCGGGCUUGGCUGACCAUCGACAGCGAUAUUUUCAUGUGGAAUUACGAGGAGGGAGGGGACGUGGCAUACUUUGAUGGCCUCAGUGAGACUAUACUCUCAGUUGGACUUGUGAAGCCUAGAGACGGUAUAUUCCAGCCUCACAUUCGCUAUUUGCUCGUUCUUGCGACUCCUGUAGACGUCAUUGUAUUAGGAUUAAGCUUCACCAACUUACAGGCAGUGGGAAACCCCAAUGACAGCCUGUCUGUAGGAAUGCAGCUCCUUCCCGACCCCCUGUACUCCAUAUCAACAGAUAACACAUACUUGAUAACCAUAACGUCCACAAACAAUGGCCGCAUCUUCCUAUCUGGCAAAGAUGGCUGCUUGUAUGAGGUGGCUUACCAGGCUGACGCUGGAUGGUUUAGUCCCAGGUGCAGGAAAAUCAACCACUCGAAGAGCGCGCUGUCAUUCCUUGUCCCGUCAGUGCUUCAGUUUUCGUUUUCAGAGGACGACCCCUUAGUUCAGAUUGCUGUGGACAAUUCUAGGAACAUCCUCUACACCCGUUCAGAGAAAGGUGUACUACAGGUAUAUGACUUGGGGUACGAUGGUAACGGAAUGAGCAGAGUGGCUUCUGUGUCCCAGAACUCUAUAGUCUCCGCUGCAGGGAAUAUUGCCAGGACAAUAGAUCGCUCAGUUUUCAAACCCAUCGUCCAGAUUGCGGUGAUUGAGAAGUCUGAAUCUGUGAAUUGUCACCUACUAGCUAUUACUCAUGCAGGUGUCCGGCUCUACUUCAGUACUGGUCCAUUUAGGCAGCCUGCAGCUCCCCCCUCCAUGUUGACCUUGGUGCACGUCCGCUUACCACCUGGAUUUUCGGCCUCCUCCACCAUGGAGAAGCCUUCAAAAGUUCACAAAGCCCUGUAUAAUGAUGGUGUUCUGCUUAUGGCUGCUUCUGAAAAUGAAGAUCAUGACAUAUUGUGGUGCAUGAACCAUGACUUGUUUCCAUUCCAGAGGCCACUGAUGGAGAUGCAGGUGACUGCACCCGUUGAUGGUCAUUCCUGGACUCUUGCUUCUAUAGAUGAAAUAAAGGUUGAGAAGGUUGUAACUCCACUAAACAAAGACUUAAUCCCUGUGACGGACCCCCCUGUGAUGACACGACAACACAUUGUUCCCCCAAAGAAGUUUGUGCUGCUCUCUGCUAAGGGAAGUCAUAUAUUCCACAAACUCAGGCCGGUAGAUCAGCUCCGACUUCUUCUUGUCAGUAGUGCUGGAGGAGAAGGGGAAGAUGUUGAGCGCUUCUUCAAAUUACAACAGCAGGAUGAAGCCUGUGCAACCUGCUUAAUCCUUGCAUGUUCACAUGCGGCUUGUGACCGAGAGAUCUCUGUCUGGGCUACUCGGGCAUUUUAUAGAUAUGGAGGUGAAGCCCAGAUGAGAUUCCAGCCUUCUCUUCCUGCCCCUGCAAAUGCCGGUGCAAUGUUCGGUUCACCUCUGCCAGUUGGGUCACCCCUACCUAUAAGCAGUCCGAUGCCGAGCUUCCUGGCUACACCGGCUCAAGGUGUCUAUCCUCCAAAUAUAUCUACUCCAGUGUAUUCAGUAGCAAGUCCUGCCAGUCAGUCUACUGCUCCUCUGCCGCCUGGUUUACUGGGCUCAGAAAUGGUCUUUUCUGGAAAAUGCAAAGGAAUUUGCAUUUAUUUUACACGUAUUAUCAAUAACAUCUGGGAUGGAAGCAUGAUUGUGGAAAGAAGUUUUAAGGUUGAAAACCGAGAUGUCACAGCGAUUGACAGCAGCAUCUCGCCCCUAGUACUGCAGUCAGUUCUACAGGAGCUAAAAGGGUUACUGGAAUUUUUGGACAGGAACUCGCAGUUCGGUGCAGGCUCCCUAGGAAAUCCAAGUUUUGGAACACCAGUUAAUAUUCAGCGUUUGGGUGGCAUCAGCCGUCAUGAUUUGGGUUCUCAACAAGUCCAGCAAGAACUGCAGAGAAAGUACCAUACUGAGGCCCAGCUACUGGAGAAGACUUCUCUUCAGGGGAUCCACAUCUUGGUCAGAAAGACCUGUCAAGCCUUAGCAUUGUGGAGACUUCUCUGUGAGCACCAGUUACACCACAUCGUGUCUGAUCUUCAGAAGGAGCUACAGGAGCAACUGAAAAUAACCUCCUUCAAAGACAUAGUGACCCGAGACAAGGAGCUGACGGGAGCUCUUGUUGCGUCGCUGAUCAAUCAUUAUAUCCGUGACAAUGCAUCAGUGGAUGGAAUCGGUUCUCGUCUCCAGGAAGUUUGCCCUCUCUUUUAUAGCCCCGAUGAUGCCAUAUGCUCAAAGGCAAAUGAGCUUCUGCAGCGGUCCCGUCAGGCACAGACUAAAUAUGAUAAAGAGUUAAUGCUCAGAGAGUCUCUGCGGGAGUACCAGAAAAUAAGUCAACAAGUUGACCUGGCUAAUGUCUGUGGACAGUACAGGCAAGUGCGAUUUUAUGAGGGUGUUGUAGAACUAGGUCUAUCUGCUGCUGAGAAGAAGGAUCCUAAGGGACUGGGACUGCACUUUCACAAGAAUGGUGAGCCAGAAGAGGAUGCUGCAGGCUUCCAGGCAUUUCAGGAAAGGUUAAACUGCUACAAAUGUAUCACGGAUACUCUGCAAGAGCUGGUUAACCAGAGCAAAGCGGCUCCUCAAUCCCCAAGUGUGCCCAAAAAGCCAGGCCCUCCGGUAUUGUCCACAGACCCCAACAUGCUAAGUAAUGAAGAGGCUGGACUUCAUUUUGAACAGAUGCUGAAACUGUCUCAGCGUUCUCCAGAUGAGCUCUUCAAUAUAGCCUUGUUCAACUGGCUCAUACAAGCAGAUCUUUCAGACAAGCUGCUAGAGCUUAACUCUCCUUUCCUGGAGCCUCAUCUAGUGCGAAUGUCUAAGAACGAUCAGAACAAAGUGCGGAGCAUGGACUUACUAUGGAGAUACUACGAGAAGAACAGGAAUUUCGGCAGCGCUGCGAGGGUAGUGGCCAAAUUGGCAGACAUGGACAGCACUGACAUAUCUCUUAAACAGAGGAUUGAGUAUUUGUCUAUAGCCAUCCUAAGUGCAAAAAGUUCCACUGGUGUAUCUAUGCUGUCUGAUGGAGAAUUCUUGCAUGAACUUGAAGAGAAAAUGGAGGUGGCCAGGAUACAGCUACAAAUCCAAGGAACAUUGGUCAGAAGAUACGCCCAUCAGCCAUCCACACAGAAUGCCGUGGCGCUGCUGGAUUCCCAGUUAAUGGACACUACAAGGUUAUAUGGAGAUUUUGCUGACCCUUUCAAGCUUUCGGAGUGCAAACUUGCCAUCAUUCACUGCGCUGGUCAUUCAGAUCCCAUCCUGGUGCAGAGCCUAUGGGAAGAAAUUAUAGAAAGAGAAUUGAACGACAGUAUAGGAAUGAAUGCGGCUGAGCGAAUGCAAGUAUUAAAUCUGAAGCUGACCUCGCUUGGCAAGAUCUAUGCCAGUACACCGCGUUACUUUCCUCUUGAGUUUUUAGUGAAGCAUUUGGAAAAACAAGUCUGCAACUUUAAUUGGGACGUAGGCUUCGUAUCACAGACCAUGCAAGAGAUCGACGUGUCCGUCCCCAAGUUGCUUGAAGUAUAUGAUCAUCUGUUUAAAGAGAGGGAUCCAUUUUGGGCUAGAGUAAAGAAACCUUUGCAUCUGCUGGACUGUAUCCAUGUGCUGCUGUCUGGAUAUGCACAGGACCCCAAUAAAGUCCAAAGGCAUGAGAGACGGCUGUUUAACAUGAUGUGUCUUGAUGCCAUCUCCCUCUAUCUGGUCGAGCUCCACUCGAUGGAGCCCACAACGACGGUACAAGCAGCCGUCGGGAACUUCAAAUCUUUACAAGCCAAAAUAGAACGAUUAGGUUUUAACUAGUCCAUGACAUGACAAUUUUUUUAAUUGAUUAUUUUGUAACGACCUUGAACUGAGCCAAUGAUGGAGAAACCAACAAGCACUUGUAAGGGAUCGGAGGACAACAGCAGAUCUGGAUUUUGUAUUCUUGACUUUUCAAUCAAACCAGAAGUUAUGUAAAUAAAACCAACUGGUUUACACAGAA